This is a messenger RNA of Metarhizium brunneum ARSEF 3297, 1299 nucleotides long. RefSeq lists its product as uncharacterized. The record is from RefSeq and is a predicted model, not a curated record. NCBI's taxonomy places the organism in Eukaryota, Fungi, Ascomycota, Sordariomycetes, Hypocreales, Clavicipitaceae.
AUGGGGAAAUUCAUGUUGAGCUUCAUCCUGGGCAUUGCCCUAGGUGACUGGCUCAGUGUUUUCUCGGCCGCUGCAUUCAACCAUCACAGGCGAGCUACUACAUGUGAUUUCAGCAAUACCUUUGCUUUGUCAGUGGAAGAGCAGAACCUAAACCAGGAACUUCCAAACUAUGGACUGUUCGGUCCAACUUUGAUCCAAAAGGCGGGCUUCGUGCCGCAGGUUGACCAGAUUUCGAACAACUUCUGUGGUGCCGACUCUUUUGAUAAAGCCAAACAAAGCGUCCGGGAGGCAGGCAAAUUGCUAUUCCGGUUUGCUGUUGGCCGAGCGCAGAACGACAAUACUGGUGGAGAGGUUGAUCGAUACGACGACCGCCCGCUCUACUGGGCUCGUCUGACUCUAACCAAGGCAAUCAAACAGUGGAAGUCGGGUUUUGAGAUGUCUGAUGACGCCCGAAAGGAACUUGUCACUACGUUUGACUUGGCGUCACGCGGCCUGGAUUCGGUUAGCUUUCCCACGGGCAACAGUGCCCGCCGCGUAAUGGUUGCCGGUUUCGAUCCGUUUCAGUUAAAUGCGGACAUCAGGACCGCCAACCCGUCCGGUGCUAUAGCACUACAGCUAUCUGGGAAGACAUUCAACACUUCAGAUGGUCCCAUCGUCGUGCAUGCAGUGGUCCUACCAGUGCUGUACGGAGAGAAUGGCUUUGACGAUGGCGUCGUAGAAGCAGCCUUUGGCCCUGCGCUUCAAGACGCAGAGCGGCGUCCAGACGGGAUCGUGACCAUAAGCCAGGGUCUUCCUGAACAAUUCGACAUUGAGCGCUGGGCUGGCGGUUGGCGAGGGGGUUUCCCGGACAAUAAUAACGUGAAAUCUACCGGACCGGUUCCCCCAGCAGCGGGCUGGCCGCAGCCAAAUAUCAACUUUAUUGAAACGACGUUACCAUACCAGCAGAUGCAAGAUGCCGCCACUGGGCCUUUCAAGGUCCGUUACAACACGGAAUUUUGCGAAUGGCCCAAGGGCUCGCCAACUACCGAGCCUUGUAUUAGACACGAUUCCGGGGUCCCGGCGGCGGAUAGCACCCCGGCCGAAGGAGGUGGUGGCGACUACUUAUCUAACGAGUCCAUGUAUAGAGCCAACCGACUGCGCGUCGGUCUUGAGUUGGCCAACGUCCGCGGCGGCCACCUUCACGUUCCCGUCCUUGGCUUUCCUGACGGGAACGCGCCCUCUGACCAAAAGUUUGAGAAAAAGCGGCUAGACAUCAUCAGCCAGGCCUUGCAACUUGUCGAAGCUGUAGGUAAACCAUAG